Populus euphratica (Euphrates poplar) is the source of this 2162-nucleotide messenger RNA. RefSeq names its product zinc finger CCCH domain-containing protein 6-like. The transcript has 4 exons. The record is from RefSeq and is a predicted model, not a curated record. Bases 321 to 1943 code for a protein of 540 amino acids. Gene Ontology annotation, molecular function: metal ion binding. NCBI's taxonomy places the organism in Eukaryota, Viridiplantae, Streptophyta, Magnoliopsida, Malpighiales, Salicaceae.
AGUAGUCAUAAAUAACAAUAUAAAAAAAAAAAAGAUGGUCCUUAGGGUUUCCUCCUUCUCCUCCGCUUCCUUACACGGAUGCGCCUCUCUAUAUAUAUCUUCUUCAAUCGCAUGCACAGGAAUUUGUUAAAAAGAUUUAGUUCUUUCCUUUCCUUUCUCAACAAGUGAUUAAUGAAUGAAGUGUUUGUUUUGAAACCUUUUUUAAAAAAAGGAAAGAUCUGAUUAAACUGUUUCAGUUUCUAUCACUGAAAUCGAAAAAUAGUUUAUAAAACUUGAUUUGAAGCGAAAAAAGUAUUUUAGAUCUGAGAUUUUUUAUUGAUAUGAAGCGAUCGAGCAAAUCGAACAGGGUUUCGUGGGCACCUGGUCUUAAUCUUUGUCAGGAGAGGCUGUUUGUAUCUGAGGAUUGUCCUUUAAAAGUUGGCGGACAAGUCCAAGAUCAUCUUCAGAAAAAGGCAUCGUUGCUUUUGCUCCACUCGAGUGGUAAAGAACCAAAUGAUUUCCCCCCGGGUUUUGAAGGCAGUCACUUCUUGAAUCCAUGUAAAAAUGAUUCGUCCUGCUUUCCUAGGAUUCAAUGGAAGUGUCCUCCCAAAUUUGUUUUAAGUUCCAGCUGGCAUGUGACAGCUGGAGAAGAAAGCCAGGAAUCACAGGCCCAAAAACUGAGGGAAAUGGGAGCUCUUGAAGCAUUUUAUCCACGCCCUUCUGCUGUUCCUCCCAGCCCUGUUGUUUCUUUGGACGUAGAAGAUACAGAUUAUGAUGAUAGCCUCACUCCAGUCAUCCCUCUCAUUCCUGUUGAAGAGGACGAAGCCAAAGAAUUGCCAUCUGAUUUGACAGAACCACUGAAAACUUCCCAGUCACCAGCAUUGCCUCCGUUUUUAUUGUCAUCUGGAACCCUGAACUCUUCAAAAUGCAUCACCCCUGCUUCAAAUCCACUCUUAAGUGAAAAAACAGCAUUUGGAAAACCACCUAAUUCACCUAAUCCAGGUACUAAUUUAAUCGCAGCAGCUUCUGCUGCUGUUACUGCUAUCAUGAAAAACAAGGGGCAUGGAAGCUUAAUCGAUACUGGUUUGCUUGUUAAAAUCUUAAGUGACCCGAAAAUGAUCGAGGAACUUGCCGGUGGCAAUCAAGCACUUCCUGUGACAUCCAGGCCAGUUACUAGUUCAAUGUCCCCAUCAUGUGAGAAACCUGAUGUAGUUCCAGUACAAUUUACAGCUAAUGGAAAUUUGCAACCCCUACCUAGUGAGGAGCAGCCAUGGUCCAAGCCAACAUGUCAGAUUCCCAUAUCCUGUCCGAAACCUGCUAUGCCGUUGCCAUCAAUGCCAUCUGACGGAAGCUUGUAUCUUCAACCUAAUCAGAUGCACCCGACAUUAAGUAGAGCGUCUAUGCAUCAGGAUACUGCUCCAGCAAGGGGGUUUGGAGUAUUUUCUUCCAUUCCUGUGCCCAUUCCAGUGCCUAAUUCAAUGCUAACAACGGUAAGCACAGUGCCUAGAGAAUCAAUUGCAACCCAAAUAUCUUUCAAAGACACCGGUGCCAACCAAAUGUCUAAUUUGGUGCAAUCCGCUCUGGUAAUGAAGCCUGUCCAACCAAACAGUGUUCCUCACGCAGGUAUGAAAACUAACCCUGUGAAGGAUGUGGAGUACAUUAAGAACCUUAUAAGGGAACAUGGAACAGUGAAGAAAGAAAUCCAGGACCAAAGCAUGCCCCAUAAUGGAAGGCAUUACAAUCAAACUCAGAACCAAGAAUUGAUACAAAACAUAAAAAAGAGGGAAUCGAAACACAAGUCUCAGAAGCCUUGCAUGUACUUUAAAACUCCCAAGGGAUGCCGAAAUGGCUUCGAUUGCCCUUUCCAGCACGACCCAUCUUUCCAGUUUCAAACUGGUAGUGCUUUGGAUGCCCCAGUUGCAAAGAGAAUGAAAUUUAGCGGGGAAAUCGUUGGGAGGACCUGACGUUUUGUUGUUACUCACACGACCAGAACUGUGAAUACGAGGUACUUAAACCUGUAAAUUAAUUUUGACUAGUCUUUCUGUAGAUUUUGUGCAGGGUUAAGGCAUCAAUAUGUUGGAAACAGUUUUGUCAAAAAAGAAAAGAAAAGAAAAGAAAAUGAGAUGAUGGCCUAAUGAUUUUUUAAAUGAAAUACGCCUUUUCAAUUUGGAGGCGGUUUUGUC